GUGCUAAGCUAGGUUAACUCAUUUCGUAUGCAACUGGAAGACAUGGGGGCUGUGUCGUACAGCCAUUACUAACAGUCAUACUGCAGAGAGUCUGUUAAAAAUAGGAAAAUAAACGGAUAUCCCUUUUAUAGAAGCUGCUAGGUCAGACUUGAACAUGGAGUCCAUGCUAAACAAACUAAAAAGCACUGUCACUAAGGUGACUGCAGAUGUCACCAGUGCUGUUAUGGGCAAUCCAGUGACACGUGAAUUUGAGGUGGGACGACACAUUGCCAGUGGGGGGCCUGGUAUGUGCUGGAGGAUCUACAAUGGCACCAAGAAGUCCACUAAACAGGAAGUGGCUGUGUUUGUGUUUGAUAAGAAGAUGAUUGACAAGUAUCAGAAAUUUGAUAAGGACCAAAUCAUUGAUUCCCUCAAAAGAGGUGUACAACAGCUGACCAGACUGCGUCACCCUCGUCUCCUGACUGUGCAGCACCCUCUUGAAGAGUCACGAGAUUGCCUGGCAUUCUGUACAGAGCCAGUGUUUGCCAGCCUGUCCAAUGUGCUGGGCCAGUGGGAUAACCUGCCCAGCCCUGUACCCACCGACAUCAAGGAGUACAAACUAUAUGAUGUGGAGACCAAAUAUGGCUUGCUACAGAUCUCAGAAGGUUUAUCCUUUCUCCACAAUGGAGUGAAAAUGGUUCAUGGAAACUUGUGUCCAGAAAACAUCAUCCUCAACAAAAGUGGAGCCUGGAAGAUCAUGGGCUUUGACUUCAGUAUCUCCUCGACUAACCCUUCAGAUGCUGAUCCUAAGUACACAUGUAAAGAAUGGGAACCCAACCUCCCUCCACUCUGCCUCCCUAACCCUGAGUACCUGGCCCCUGAGUACAUCCUAUCUGUCAGUUGUGACUCAGCGUCUGACAUGUACUCUCUGGGUGUGGUAAUGCAUGCUGUCUUCAAUGAAGGCAAGCCUGUUUUCCAAGUCAACAAGCAUGAUAUUUUUAAGAGCUUCAGCAGGCAGCUGGACCAGCUGAGCAACAUAAGUCCAGCGCUGCUGAAUAAAAUCCCAGAGGAAGUGCGUGACCAUGUUAAAAUGCUUCUGAGCGUCACGCCCAAUGUUCGACCUGAUGCUGACCAGAUGACCAAGAUCCCAUUUUUUGAUGAUGUGGGAGCAGUGACUCUACAGUACUUUGACUCCCUCUUUCAAAGGGACAACCUACAGAAGUCACAGUUCUAUAAAGGCCUUCCAAAAGUUCUGCCUAAAUUACCCAAGAGAGUUGUGGUGUAUCGAAUCUUGCCAGCCUUGACCUCAGAAUUUGUCAAUCCAGACAUGGUUCCUUUUAUACUACCUAAUGUCCUCCUGAUCGCAGAGGAGUGCACGAAGGAGGAAUAUGUUCGCCUCAUCUUGCCUGACCUCACGCCUGUUUUUAAGCAGCAGGAGCCUAUCCAGGCUAGUAACAUGAUCCUGCUGAUCUUCCUGCAGAAGAUGGAUCUGCUGCUGACCAAGACACCAGCAGAGGACAUCAAGAACUCUGUGCUGCCUAUGGUCUACCGUGCUCUGGAAGCACCUUCUGUUCAGAUCCAGGAGUUGUGUUUGAACAUCAUCCCAACGUUUGCCAACCUCAUUGAUUACCCAUCCAUGAAGAACUCUCUCAUCCCUCGGAUCAAAUCAGCCUGCCUACAGACAUCCUCACUAGCUGUGCGGGUGAACUCUCUGGUGUGUCUGGGGAAGAUCUUGGAGUAUCUAGACAAAUGGUUUGUCAUUGAUGAAAUCCUGCCCUUCCUGCAGCAGAUCCCCUCUAGAGAACCAGCUGUGCUCAUGGGCAUCCUCGGAAUCUACAAGUGCACCUUCAGUCACAAGAAGUUGGGCAUUCCCAAAGAGCAUCUCGCCACCAAGAGCCUGCCCCACCUUGUUUCUCUUAGUAUAGACAAUAACCUUAACCUGAACCAGUUUAACUCAUUCAUGAUGGUUAUCCGUGAUAUGCUGAGUCGCAUGGAGGCUGAACACAAAACAAAGUUGGAACAGCUGCAUGUCAUGCAGGAGCAGCAGAGGAGUAUGAACAUCUCUAAUCCAGGGAGCCAAACAGAGGAGACAAAGAGCCCACCUAACUCUGGCAACCAGAUUGAUGAUAUCUUUGGCAGCACAGGGGUUAAUGGGAAAGAGAAUGGAUCUUCUGCAGCACCUGUGCAGCCCAAUAGGAUGUCUCUAACUCUGGAGGAGAAACAGCGAUUGGCUAAGGAGCAGGAGCAGGCAGCCAAACUGAGGAACCAGCAACCGUUAGCUCCGCUGUCUGUCAAACCAGCCACCACAACCACUACACAGACUAAAGAUCUGACCAGCAGCCUUCUAAACAACAUGACGUCUCUAAAUAACCUGUCCUUGGCCAAUACAGCGCGGCCAGCUCCUGUGCAGGGCUCCACCACAUCUGCCUUCCCCACCUCCAGCCCCAUGGUGGGCUCAAUGGGGGCUCCAGUGUCUAAUGGCUUUAACACACCCAUGGGUUUUCAGACAGGAGGAAUGGGAAUGGGCAUGAGGCCCACAGGCCCCAACCUUUAUGGUGGCAUGGCCACCACCACCAGCACCCCGAACUUUGGUGCCCUCACGCAGAAUCAAGGACCACUUGGCCAAACUAAUAAAGCUCCUGACAUGUCAGCCUUGGACAGUCUUUUUACACCCAGCAAACCCAAAGUCACCCUCAACCAAAUGGGUCCAAUAGCUGCACCUGGAAACAACUCCCCUUGGCUCAAUCAGUUCAGUUCAGCCCAGAACACUCAGAUGCAAGGUGCACCGGUAGGCCUGGGAGGGGCAGGGGUCCCCAGUGGGUUUGGGAUGCAGGCAAACCCCUUUUUCAACCCUCAGAACUUUUCUCAACCUGCAGCUGCCCCUAGCAUGAACCAAAGUGGGAUUAAACACAGUGCAUCAGUCAACAGCGAUCUCAAAGACUUAUUUGGGUAAAUGCGAACAGAUGCCCGGUUGAAUAUAUUCUCAAAACGACUGUGGACAGGAGCCCUCAGUUCUAACAGAACAAGAAACUGACUGAAUGUGAAGAUUUAAAAUCCUUUCAAGGGUGUUGCUGUCUGUAUUUUUAAUUGACCUGGGUUAAGUUGUAGUUUUGACUCUCACAUUCAGCUGGUCACUUGGCCUUGGCAAAUCAGUCUGCAACGAAAUUCCAUUUAUACUUGACCACAAAGACAAAAAGGUCUCAAGGUUGGAACUUCCUCUAUUCCGUGUUCUUUAAAUGCUGGGUAUGAAAAUAUUUUCCUACUGUUUUGUACUUGACAAAAAGAGUGAACGUGUGAUGGGUUGAGAUGAAUCCCAACUCGGUUUAUUCAGGAAGGUCUUGUCUUCAUAUCAUGACUGAGUGCAUUGAGUGACUUUCACUCCCUGAACAUCAGAAUUCUCCCUUUAGCCUGAAAAUGACCUGAGGCAGACAAGUGUUUUCUGUGGUGUACAUCCGCUCUGCUGCUUUUUCACUUGCUCUUGCUUGUGCACCUUUAUUGCUUUUUUAGAGUAUUUUAAGAUGUGCUGACUGCCUGAACUGAUCAGGAGAUCGGCUUAAACGAAAACACCAAAACAUCUGAGCCUGUGUGGGAGGCAGCUUGACAUGUAGCGCUGACAAUACUGCAGUCACUGAUCUGCAUCCAGGAAACCCUCUCCAUUCUGCUUCAAAAGGUUGUUGAUUAUUUACAGCCUAACAUUUAUUUGCAGCUUAAGGGUAAAUCAAGUAACCCCUUUGCGGCUUGUCACCAUGGUAACUAUUUGUCUGCAGUGAUGGUAACCUCCAUUUUGAGAACACAAAUUGGACCGAUGACAACAAUUUUCCUGUUUUUCUUUAACCAGGUGUAUCUGGGUAAUCUCACCUGGAAAAGACUUUACUAUCAAACUUGCCCCGUCAGUGCUUUGCUUUUCUUGCUAAUGAUUCGGGCAAUCAACCAUUUCAUCUCCUUUGGCUCAAACAACAUUGUAUCAGUUUCUGUAAAUGCAGUAUGAUUGACGUGACUGAUGAUUGCAGAAUAUAAUAUGUGGAGUAGCUAAUAGAGCAGUGUCCGUUUUAAUGAGAUGCUAAAGUGGUGAAAAAGGAUCUUGUGCACUGCUUAGGCUACUGUGCCUUACGUGUGUCAAACUAGACAGACAGCACCACACUGUUACUUAAGUAUUAACACAUAUCCCCUUAACAUUGCUUUCUGGUGGACACUUGCUUCUAAAAUCACUUCAAAGGUUGCUUUGUUGCAUGUUACUAAUGUUGACCACAUGAUAUUUAAACCCUGAUUUCAAGCAUCUUUCCAAAUGAUGAUUCCUAACAGUUACAAGUGACCAAUGACCUUUUAUUUCCGCACUAAAUUUACUCUGAAGUUUUUUACGCGCUUAAAAACUGCAGUAUACCAUUUCUUUUGAAGAAUUUGUACAACGAAGGAGAUAUCACUAUAUUUUAAUUUCAGCACUUUUCAGCUGUUGGAGGACAUGUGCUGGUGGUAUACUAUGAAGUGUAAAUAUAUAAUUAUUUAAAAAAAAAAACAAGACGAGGGCCGUUGCAUUUCUAUGUUUGUGUGAUAAUGGUUAAGAGGCCUUAGAUGAGUUGUGUGCAAUAAUCCUUACUAGUAGCUGAGGGAACAUGUCGGGUGCAUUUUGAUUGGCUCAAGCCGCCACCGAUGUGUCAUUUUCUUUCAACCCCUCUGACCGACGGUAACUUCAUAGAUCUGUCAGAUUUUCUAAAUAACUUAACUAUAUUGUGUACUCGUUCAAAAUCUUACAUUUUUGAGGAGAAUCACACAAUCACAUUGUGUAUCUGCGUGUAACCUUACGUGUAUGUAACGUCUUUAAUUGGGUUUUGUUUGUAAUAAUUCCUCCUAAAUUCAGAGCUUUCUCUCCGUACACAUGGCAGUGUUAUUCACUACUCGGUUUUAAUCAAGGUUCUCUUCAUUUCCCAGUCUUCGUGGCAAGAAUUAAAACAUGUCCGAUUGAAUCUUUGUCAUCAGUAGAUCUAUGUACUACAUAUGGCUGUUUUUGUGUUCUCAUAAAAAAAAGAGAGUGAUAUUAAGUGCGAAUGUAAGAAGUCCUGGCAGCACCCCAAAGCAGAAAACUAAAGCUUAUUCUUCUACGAGAUCCUUUGUAUACUACUGCUGUCAUAUGUAUAGUGUGGCCCUUGUUUUAUGUGUAAAGGUGCUGGUCUCUGAGGUGAUUCAGUGAAAAUCUGUACAUAUAAAGAAAGUACA
Messenger RNA from Sphaeramia orbicularis (orbiculate cardinalfish), 5190 nucleotides. It is a transcript of the gene scyl2, whose product is annotated as SCY1 like pseudokinase 2. NCBI's taxonomy places the organism in Eukaryota, Metazoa, Chordata, Actinopteri, Kurtiformes, Apogonidae. The record is from RefSeq and is a predicted model, not a curated record. Gene Ontology annotation, molecular function: protein kinase activity; ATP binding. The coding region runs from base 155 to 2932 and encodes 925 amino acids. The transcript is spliced from 19 exons. Gene Ontology annotation, biological process: protein phosphorylation.